Messenger RNA from Neopelma chrysocephalum (saffron-crested tyrant-manakin), 1477 nucleotides. RefSeq names its product protein SCO1 homolog, mitochondrial (gene SCO1). The coding region runs from base 79 to 645 and encodes 188 amino acids. Gene Ontology annotation, biological process: mitochondrial respiratory chain complex IV assembly. The transcript has 6 exons. NCBI's taxonomy places the organism in Eukaryota, Metazoa, Chordata, Aves, Passeriformes, Pipridae. The record is from RefSeq and is a predicted model, not a curated record.
GCGGGCGGGCAGAGGCGGCUCGUGUCGUGGCGGUCGCUGGCGGCCACCGCCGUGCUGGGCGGGGGGCUGCUGGUCGGCAUGAAGGCGGUGAAGCGGCGCAAGGAGCAGGAGCUGGAGAAGGAACGAAACCGAAGCAUUGGGAAGCCACUGCUGGGAGGGCCCUUCUCGCUCGUGAGCCAUGAGGGGCAGCCCAGAACCAGCAAGGACUACAUGGGCCAGUGGGUGCUGAUCUACUUUGGCUUCACUCACUGCCCUGACGUCUGUCCCGAUGAACUGGAGAAAAUGAUUGCGGUGGUAGAUGAAAUUGAACAAAUUCCAUCUUUGCCUAAUCUGACCCCACUCUUCAUCACCAUCGAUCCUGAGAGGGACAACCAAGAAGCCAUUGCCAAAUAUGUUAAAGAAUUUUCUCCAAAGCUGGUCGGGUUGACUGGUACCAGGGCACAGAUUGACCAAGUGGCUAAAGCUUAUCGUGUGUACUACAGCGAGGGCCCCAAGGAUGAGGACAAUGACUACAUAGUGGAUCACACUAUAAUAAUGUACCUCCUUGGGCCUGAUGGUGACUUUGUGGACUAUUAUGGCCAGAAUAAGAGGAGCACUGAGAUUUCAGCUUCUAUUGCUGCACACAUGAGAAAAUACAGAUCCUAAAACACAAGGUCUUCAAAGAUUGCUGUGAACAUCACCUGUGGGUUUGGCUGUGGUUGGACACUGGCAUUAAAGCAGAAGCACACAAGUGUAACAUCCUAUCACAACAUGCGUCCUUUCUUCCAAACAAGAAAGGCAAUCCUGUUUCUGCAAAUUACCAUUACCAAAGAUCUCUGCAGAGCCUUCCCUGUGGAUAUUAUUUGCAGCAAGAUCUAGGCUACCAAGUGAAAUUUGGGACUUCUCUGAAACAUUGUUGGGAGCAAAAAAUGCAAAGCACUUUUCAUUUGGGAAGAAUGUGUGUGCUGUUGGUAAAAUUAACUGGUAUCUCCUGGCAAGACACCAGCAAAGGACAGUCACUGCAGGAGGACUGCUUGGUGAAAAGCCAUGGGGCCAUGGCAUUCUCAGAGGAGCUCUGCCCUUUGGUUCUUCCAUACUGUCUUGCCUUCUGGGAGAGGCAGUUGCACUAUUAAAAGCAGGAGAGCCUUAAGAGCGCUCCUUUAUCCAGGUUAAGAAGGUGAAGAGCAUGGAAAGCACCGUCAGCUUCCGUGCGUGAGACCAGCCUUGUAGCGUGCCUGAUCUCUUCAUCUGAAUGCAGAAAUGAAAGGGGGUUUUCUGAUGAUUUUUCCAGGUGAACACUGUUCACUUGUAAGGAAAAGAGAAAUGGGUUGCAAAUAGGUUUUUCUUCUGGUGUAAAUGAUUGUGUGCAUAGUUGCUCUGCUUGUGCUGAGCAGGGAAGUAGGAGGGUGGAGGGGGCUGUGUCCAUGCAGAGGGCUGGCAAUCAGAUGCAUUUUAUGCAGUGCAGCGUUUGAAAAUAAAGAUUUCUUUGUAUAGGCAA